Messenger RNA from Schizosaccharomyces japonicus yFS275, 1041 nucleotides. RefSeq names its product 40S ribosomal protein S0. Gene Ontology annotation, cellular component: cytoplasm; cytosolic small ribosomal subunit; ribosome. NCBI's taxonomy places the organism in Eukaryota, Fungi, Ascomycota, Schizosaccharomycetes, Schizosaccharomycetales, Schizosaccharomycetaceae. Gene Ontology annotation, biological process: translation; ribosomal small subunit assembly; ribosomal small subunit biogenesis. Gene Ontology annotation, molecular function: structural constituent of ribosome. The record is from RefSeq and is a predicted model, not a curated record. Bases 40 to 966 code for a protein of 308 amino acids. The transcript has 2 exons.
CUCUUCCCCCACAAAAAAGCAGUCACGUUCGUUGUGUACAUGGCAAGAACGAGCUUUCCUGCAACCCACCCCAACGAAAUCUUCAUCUCAGCAAUGGCACAAGCCGGUCGUCCCUCGAUUUUGAAUGCAACUGAUGAUGAUAUCAAGCAGCUUCUUGCUGCUUCCUGCCACAUCGGUUCCAAGAACUUGGAUGUUCGCAUGGAAAACUACGUGUGGAAGCGUCGCUCCGACGGUGUCCACAUCAUCAACAUUGGCAAGACCUGGGAGAAGAUCGUUUUGGCCGCUCGUGUGAUUGCUACGAUCGAGAACCCUGCCGAUGUUUGCGUCGUCUCUUCUCGUCCCUACGGUCACCGUGCUGUGUUGAAGUUUGCCGCCCACACCGGUGCUACUGCCAUUGCUGGCCGUUUCACUCCCGGUAACUUCACCAACUACAUCACCCGGACCUACCGUGAGCCUCGUCUCAUCAUCGCCACGGACCCCCGUGCUGAUGCUCAAGCCAUCAAGGAGGCUUCCUACGUCAACAUCCCCGUGAUCUCUCUCUGUGACACUGACUCUCCUUUGGCUCACGUUGAUGUUGCCAUCCCCACCAACAACAAGGGUUACAAGUCCAUUGGUCUUGUCUGGUGGCUCUUGGCCCGUGAGGUCUUGCGUCUCCGUGGCACCAUCUCUCGCACAUCCCCCUGGGACGUUAUGGUCGACAUGUACUUCUACCGUGAUCCCGAGGAGAUUGAGCGUGAGGAGGAGGCUAAGGCUGCUGCCGAAGCUGAAGCUGAGGCCGCUGCCACUGCCGAGGCUGCUGCUGAGUUCGAGGUGACUGACAGCGCUGCCGGCACCGUUGACCCCAGCGUUCUUGCUGCUGCCACUGCUGGUCAAGUUGGUGAGUCCUCCUGGGAGGAGGCCGGUGACUGGAACACCACUGGUGCUGCCCAAACUUCCGACUGGGCUGCCACCGCUGAGGCUCAAUAAAUAACAAAUCCUGAGUCGUAUGUUUGGGAGUAACAAGUUAAAAUAAGAGGCGUGUAAACUGUGCGAGGAAAGAGA